Stylonychia lemnae is the source of this 1077-nucleotide messenger RNA. The record is from the annotation of a GenBank genome assembly. Lineage: Eukaryota; Ciliophora; Spirotrichea; Sporadotrichida; Oxytrichidae.
AUGGAAGUGAACAAAGCUACCAAGAUGGUAUAUAGAUACCUCGGAAACUCAGGUCUCAAAGUCUCCGCUCUUUCCUUUGGAAACUGGCUCAACUCAGAUGCUGAGGAGAACUACGAAGUCACUAGAGACAGCAUCAAGAGAUGCUUAGAACUUGGAAUUAACUUCUAUGAUACUGCUGAGAUCUACAACAGAGGAUCAGCUGAGUCUUUGAUGGGCAGAGCAUUCAAAGAACUUAACGUUAGAAGAGAAGACAUCGUAGUCUCCACCAAACUAUGGAGAGUCGGUGAUGGAGUGAAUGAUAUGUUUUUAUCAAGAAAACAUUUGGUUGAGGGUAUGAACAACUCUCUCAAGAGACUUCAACUUGACUAUGUUGAUGUUGUUUUCUGCCACAGACCAGAUUACGACACCCCACUUGAAGAGACAUGCAGAGCCAUGAGUUACCUCAUUGAUUCAGGCAAAUCUUUCUACUGGGGAACCUCCAUGUGGACUGCUGACAGAAUUACCAAGGCAGUAGAAAUCUGUGAGAGACUUAACCUUCACAAGCCAAUUACUGAACAGCCAUCAUAUUCAAUGGUCAGAAGAGAUCUAGUUGAGAAGGAGUACAGAAGACUAUUCUCUGAGUACAAAUACGGAACCACCAUCUGGUCCCCCUUAGCUGGAGGUAUCUUGACUGGAAAAUAUAACGAAGGAAUCAUUCCAGAGGGAAGUAGAUAUGACAAGCACAAGGACUUCCUCAAGGAUACUUGGAAUGCUCACUUCUCAGAAGAUAAGAAAGAGAAAACUAUUAAGAUGCUCUAAGGCUUAGCCGAAAUUGCAAAGGAACUUGGCUACACAUAAUCCCAACUUUCUCUUGCUUGGUGCCUUGCUAACCAAGAUAUCUCAACUGUCAUUCUUGGAUUCACAAGACUUGAGUAAGUAGAUGAGAACAUUAAGGCUCUUGAGCUUUAUGAGAAAUGGACUGAUGAACUUGAGAACAAAGUGAAUGAAGUUCUAGGAAACAACCCAGAGGCUGACAUGGACUGGAGAAAAUGGGCUCCAUAGGCUGGCAGAAGAACCCAGGCUCUUAUUCAUCACUGA